This is a messenger RNA of Heterotrigona itama, 2331 nucleotides long. The record is from the annotation of a GenBank genome assembly. NCBI's taxonomy places the organism in Eukaryota, Metazoa, Arthropoda, Insecta, Hymenoptera, Apidae.
AUGAGCGAUGGUAAGAAGGUAGGUGAAAAUUCCAGUAGUGAGGUUGUUAACCAAUUUCGAAGCUGUAGGGAUUUAAGUGAUAUCGUGCCGCUGUACACGCAACGAGCGCUUUAUUUAAAACCAGUUGCAAAGAUAAAUGUUUCUGUUAAUCUUCCUCAAUUGAAAGUUCCAGGAAAAACAAUAUCAACAUGGGAAGUAAUGGAGAAGAUUCGUGCCCUUAUACUACCAGACGAGUUUGCAUCUCUGAAGGUAGCGAAGAGUACAUUGGAAUUUAUCAGAUUGGAGGGGGACUUGCAAGACAGAUGCAGACUACAACGUGUACUUGCACGAUUGGACUCCCAGCGUUUGAAUCUGUCUGGAUUCCCCAACGUUUUAAAAGUCCGCGCAGCAGAGGCGAAGGAUGAGUUCCCUACCAGACAUAGUUGGGAUUCUUACUUCAGAGAUGCGAAACAUAUGAAUGAAUUGAAGCCUGGAGAAAGGCCAGAUACUAUACACAUAACAGGCUUACCUGUUAAAUGGUUCAUAGAAGAUAAUGCAACUAUGCCCAGUGAAUCUUUGAUUAAUAAGAUCUUCAAAAAAUGGGGAGUAUUAAGAAGAAUCGAUGUACCUGCUGCUGAUCCUUACAGAUCCAGAAUGCGUCUUGGUACAAAUAUAAAUAAGUUUAGUUACGAAGAUGGCAUAUUUUUUGACGCAUAUAUUCAGUAUGUUGAGUAUAUGGAUUUUGUUAGAGCUAUGGAUGCAUUGCGUGGCAUGAAACUACUUAAAAAGGAAGGAGACAAGGCAUUCACAGCUUCUAUUAAGAUUACUUUUGAUAAAACAAAACACAUGAGCGAUAGUUCUGUCGCGCAUAGAGAAUUCGAAAGAAAACGCCUCAUAGCACAGGAUACAUUAGCAGCAGAACGACUUCGAAGAAAAGAAGAAGCCGAAGAGAAACGCCGUGAAGAACUGAAGAAGAAAGAAGAAGCCGAUGCGAUAGCUAAAGAAAAUAGACGGAAAAAACGAGAAGAGAAACGUAAACGUAAAGCUAUAACGAUAUUUCGAAAGAAGGAAGAGGAUAAAGUAUCUAUGAAGAUCGCUAGGGAAGGUCAAAAAUUAAUCAAAGCACAAAGGCAGCUUGAAAGUAUUCGUCUAUUAGAUGAAUUAUUCGACAGGAUAAAGAUAAAAGUGGAGAACAAUGAGAUUAAAAUAGAUGAAGUGACAAACGUGGAUACAAAAAAAGAAGAAAAAAAAAGCAAUAAAGUAGAUGGUACUGUUGAAAUAUUGAGUUCAGAAGAGGAUUCGAAAGAUGGGAAGAAGGAUAAAAAAACCAAAAAAUCAAAAAAGAAAAGAUCGAAAAAAGAGAAAAAGAAGAAAAAGAAACAAAAAAAGGAUAAAGAUUCCGAAAAUUCUGCAAGUCAAAGUGAUAAAUCAGGCGCGGAAGAACAAACAAAAAAAUUAAAAAGUGUUCUGAAACAAAAUGUUCCAUCAUCGUCAACAGCGUUUUCACCUUCAAAAUCUCUUCCUUAUGCACGCUUUCCACAACCUUCUUCCUUAGAAUCUCUUUCUUAUCCAACUCUUUAUCCACGUUUUCCACAACCAUGGUAUUACGAUGCGGCCCUGCCUGUGAUUUAUUCAAGUUUACCAAGAGGUAUGCCUAGGGGUCGUUUUCCACGAGGACGGGGUAGAGGAUUUUUGUGGCACAACACUGGAAAUCCUCAUACGUUGCAUACGUUCAAUCCUCAUUUGUAUAACGAGCAAUAUUACAAAUAUUUUGCUCAUUUAGUCAGGAUUAUCAUUCUUUCGACUACAGGAGUUCACGAUCACGUAGUCGUAAAAGGUCGUUCAGUGGAUCUAGAUCUAGAUCAAGAUCAAGGUCGAGAUCAAGAUCCAGAUCGAGCUGGAUCGAGGUCUCGAAGUAGAAGACGGAGUAGAAGCAAAAGUAGAUCUCGUUCGAAAAGACGACGUGGAAGAUCGAAGUCAAGAUCGAAAUCUGCUACUAGACUGAGGUCUCGAUCGCGACGAUCGCGAUCUAAUAAGAAAUCUCGUUCGAGGAGUCGCUCUAAUUCUCGAAAUAACAGCAAACAUCACUAUAAACGCAGACGGGCAAGAUCAGUAUCGAAGGUGAAAAUUACAAGAGCUAAAUCUCGCAGUACAUCGCCUAAAAGAAGAUCUCGUAGCAGUACUUGGUCCAUGCCUAAAUCUCCUGGCAGAAGAAGCUGUUCUUGGUCGAAAGGAGUGGAUGUCGCAAGCAAUAAAAUGGAUACCGUUAAAUCAGCAAGUGUAACAGAGCGAGGAACUACGAAUAAAGAACCACUGCAAACUUGUCACUUGGAGAAUAUAACUUCCGACUGA